AUGGAAAGUUGCAGGAGAGGUGAAAGCAAACAUAUGCACUUCCUAAAUAAUGUCAAUUCUAAAAAAAAAUUAAAUAUUGUAGAAAAAAAAGGCAUACUAGAAAAGGUGCACAUACUGCCAAUAAAAAGAAAAUGCGAAAAUACAAAUGCUCUUUACAGGAAACUACAGUUGUUGAUAAAUGACCAAUGCGUCCUGAAUGAGGGGUUCAUAAUUGCCGUAAAUGAAGAAAAGGAAAGGGUACCCGAGGGAAAAAACACACGGCAAAAUCUAAAGGAGGGACUAACAAAUGACAUGGAGGGCACAAAUAAAAAUGAAAACAACACAAUAAGCACAAAUUCUCUCGAAAAAAUAAGCAGCUCUAAAGAGGAAUCUUGCAAAAAUGCAGACUCAUGGGAAGUUCCGCAUAGGAAGGAAUCGAACAAUCACACACCAAAGAAAAGUUCAAAUGAAAAAAACAGUAUGAACAAACCAAAUAAUGACAACAUUUGCUUAAAUGAAAAAUGCAGCAAAGAAAAGUUAACAGACGAAACUUACCAUUUUGAAGAAAGCACAGACUACUAUGUUGUUGUAAAUUGCAUACCCUCCAAGGGAAUCCUCACUCGGGACACCCUAAUUUACACGGAUGGAAAAUACGUGGACAAUUUAAAAAAAAUUCAUCUCAUAAUAAUACGAGAUAAAUACUACAAAAAAUAUGAAAGAAAAUUGAAAAAAAAAUUUUUUUCUUUAAAAAAAUAUAUACUUAAAAAAGGCAAUCAAUUUUUUAAUGAAGCUAUGUCCUUGAUUCCGUUUUCCUUUGACAACUUUUCGAGUAAGUGCAAUACAGAAAAGAGAAAAUGUAGUAGUAGUAGUAGUACCUUCGAAGGAAAGAACGUAGACACUGUCACGACCCACCGUACCACCACCAAGAGAAGAAGUCUCGUCCUGGAAAAAAUCCUUCUUACCUGUCUGCACCCCUAUUUCAAGAAAAACAGAACUAAGCUAUUCUACUCAGGCAAAUUACUCAUUAUAAAUAAUUUUUCAUUUCUCGUUGUGAAGAUAGAUGCUGACGUGAAUGUGGGCUUCGUGGAUAACUCUACGGAGAUUUGCUUGAACGCAGAUACGUAUGACCCGUUUAGGAACGUGCACAUUGUACCCCUGUAUGACACACUACCGACUACCUAUAAUUAUGACAUCUUUGCAGACUACAUCAAACCAUACAUAGAGAGGCAUUACUUAAGUUUGUUUUCCAUGCACGACACCUUUUUUUACAAAGGAGUGCAAUUUAAAAUUAUGGGCAUCGACCCAAUGAACAUCAAAUAUGGAAGAGGAAGAAUUACCUGCAACACAUUUAUAUACACCGAUGGGGCAAUCAAGCCAACUUUCUUCGACGUUAUUUCGAAUGAGUCCAUAAAUUAUAUCCAAUGCUUACCCGUAGAAUACAAACCAUAUGCUGUUUUGAACAUACUGCAACAGUUAGAUGCAGAUUCUUUGUUACGACUCUUCCCAUCAACGAACGCCAACCUGCAGGAAAGUGCCCUCAAUGAACAGCGCAUUCUAAACCAUUUGGAUAAGUAUAAGUACGUAUAUAGGAAUCAUACACGGGAGGAUAAUCAGAGUGGGAAGAUGCUCCUAGACGUAGAUGUGGAGGAACAGACAGAUGCAAAAAAUAAAAGUAGCAAAUUUGCAUAUGAACAGUGUGCAGUUUGCUUCGAAUCUUUUCAGAACUACGACAAGUGUAUCAAGUUGGCUUGUCUUCACACCUAUCAUUGGAAAUGCGUCAAAAAUUGGUUUCGGUUUAACCUCACUUGUCCCUGUUGCCGGCGCGAAUUGAUCAUUUAG
Messenger RNA from Plasmodium knowlesi strain H, 1818 nucleotides. RefSeq names its product RING zinc finger protein, putative. Lineage: Eukaryota; Apicomplexa; Aconoidasida; Haemosporida; Plasmodiidae. The record is from RefSeq and is a predicted model, not a curated record. The transcript is spliced from 2 exons. Bases 1 to 1818 code for a protein of 605 amino acids.